AUGGGCGGCGAGGACUCCGGAAGCGCACUAGCCAAUCGGGUGGAUGCACGUUGUGGCUACAAUAACCUUGAUUCAUUCUUUGCUAGACGCAUCGUCAGCGAGCUGGAUGCUCUAUUGAAUGAGCAUAAUGAAUUGUUGAAAAUAUUCAAAUCCUACAUGCACAAAUUAGAAAGCGAUAAUCACGCUAUUGUUAUUAAUGCUGAUAAAACACCAGCUGGAGAACACAUUCGUAGAUUCAAUGCACCUGUUGCUGACGACGUUGCUGGAAUCAUGGUUGGCGAUCGUACAGGUGCACGAGAAAUUGUGAUUCGUAGGAGAAAUAAUAAUCUUCAGUUCAUUGCUGAUACACACCGUUCAUAUGACGCUCUCCAAUAUCCGCUAAUCUUCUGGAAGGGACAAGACGGAUAUAGCAUAAAUAUUAAACAACGAGAUCCCGUAUCAGGAGCCGAAACAAACAAGAACGUUAGCUCGAAGGAUUAUUAUGCAUAUAGAUUUAUGAUUAGACGCGGGCUGGAUAACGUCAUUCUACGAUUUCAAGAGCUUUAA
Cotesia glomerata is the source of this 546-nucleotide messenger RNA. RefSeq lists its product as uncharacterized. Lineage: Eukaryota; Metazoa; Arthropoda; Insecta; Hymenoptera; Braconidae. The transcript has 2 exons. The record is from RefSeq and is a predicted model, not a curated record. Bases 1 to 546 code for a protein of 181 amino acids.